AUGUACUUGACUUAAGAAUGACAUCUGCUUUUCCCCAGUUGUUUAUUUACUAAACCACUUCAUAAAAAGAUGGAUCACAUAGUUUGGAUAGAUUUAGAAUUGACGGGAUUGGAAAUUGAAAAACAUAAAAUUGUGGAAAUUAGCUGCUUAAUUACUGAUAAACAGCUGAAUAUUAUAGCAGAAGGUCCUUUGCAAUGCAUACAUCAGUCAGAAGGUGAUUUAAAGAAAAUGAAUGAUUGGUGCAAAGAACAUUUUCAAAAAAACGGAUUACUAGAGGCUUGUAAAAAUUCAACUACCCGCGUUGAAGAAGCUGAGAAAACAUUGCUGGCAUUUUUGCAACAACACAUACCGAAAAAGGUUUGUCCAUUGGCAGGAAAUUCUGUAUAUAUGGAUAGACUUUUCAUAAUGAAAUAUUUACCAAAUUUAAAUGAAUACUUGCACUAUCGUAUAAUUGAUGUUUCUACAAUCAAAGAACUAUGUAGAAGGUGGAAUCCAGAAAUAUAUAAACAGGCACCUAAAAAAAAAUUGGCUCACCGUAGUUUAGAUGAUAUAAAGGAAACUAUAGAAGAAUUGAAAUAUUACAAAGAAAACUUAAUUAAUGUAAAAUUAUAAAAAUAAAAUCUAGUCAUUAUUAA
Condylostylus longicornis is the source of this 635-nucleotide messenger RNA. RefSeq names its product probable oligoribonuclease. Gene Ontology annotation, cellular component: mitochondrion. The coding region runs from base 70 to 612 and encodes 180 amino acids. The record is from RefSeq and is a predicted model, not a curated record. The transcript is spliced from 2 exons. NCBI's taxonomy places the organism in Eukaryota, Metazoa, Arthropoda, Insecta, Diptera, Dolichopodidae. Gene Ontology annotation, molecular function: nucleic acid binding; 3'-5'-RNA exonuclease activity.